Molecule: messenger RNA, 2172 nt
Organism: Ophidiomyces ophidiicola
Lineage: Eukaryota; Fungi; Ascomycota; Eurotiomycetes; Onygenales; Onygenaceae
Exons: 3
Coding region: 1-2172 (723 amino acids)
Molecular function (GO): ATP hydrolysis activity; 5'-3' DNA helicase activity
Source: RefSeq, a predicted model, not a curated record
AUGCCAUCCGUCUCCAUCACAUCUUUUGCCCAAUCCCAACAGGCGCAACUCCUAGCUGAGCACGAAGCGGAAAUAGCCUCAUCGGCCCUAACUUUCUCAUCCAGCGGAGGCAAUGCCGCGCUAUCCUUCGCGUCGCCAGCCACGCGUCGUGCCCUCCAGGCUGCGGGACAUGCCCUAACUGGAUUGGUCCUCACCAAUUGCCGCACAGGGUUGGGCGGACGAGAGGUCGGCGAAUUUGGAGUUGACGCUGCAUUGAAUAGUGGCAAGGGCAAAAAGGGUGCAAGUGACUCGCGGAGUGCAGAUUCCGAUCGGGCUAGCCUGCCAGCACAUGGGGUGCGCGUAGGAGAUGUUGUAAGAGUCGAGGCUACUGUAUCCGGGGCAAGGGGUGGUACCGCAAGCAAGAGCUCAAAACGAAAGGUAGGCAAAGAAGAUGGGAACGGAGUGAAAGGGUUUGAAGGUGUUGUGACGAGAGUUGGAGAAAAAAGUCUAUGGAUUGCGUUUGAUGAUCGUAAUCGGCCUGGGGCGCAAGACGACGAGGGAAUUGAUGGCUUAUGGGCACAAAAGCUAUGGUUGGUAAAGCUGGCAAAUGAUAUCACAUAUCGCCGAAUGCGACAAGUCAUGACUAAGAUGGAGAAAAUGACCGAUUCCGACUACACAUCCUUUAUGAGAGUUCUUUUUGGGCAUAGUUCUCCUUCCAGUCCAGACUGGGAUUCUGUAUCUACAAUUGACUUCAUCAAUCCAAAUCUGAAUGAUUCGCAGAAGGAAGCAAUUCGGUUUGCUCUUGCGUGUCGUGAAAUAGCGCUCAUCCACGGGCCACCGGGCACCGGGAAGACCCACACGCUCAUUGAAUUGAUACUUCAGCUUCUCCGCCAAAACCUACGCAUCCUCGUUUGCGGACCGUCCAACAUCUCAGUCGACAAUAUCGUCGAACGAUUAGCCCCACAUAAAAUCCCACUCGUACGAAUUGGCCAUCCCGCACGUCUACUAUCAUCGGUGGUUGACCGGUCUCUGGAGGCACUCACGCAGACAUCUGAUGCCGCUGCUAUUGUUCAAGACGUGAGGCGAGAGAUCGAACAGAAACAGGCAAGUAUUUGGAAAACAAGGAGUGGGAGGGAAAGAAGAGAUAUAUACAAAGACCUAAAGGAGCUUCGCAAAGAGUUUCGAGAACGAGAGUCCAAGUGUGUUGACACCCUCGUGGGUGGGAGCAGGGUUGUUUUGACUACAUUGCACGGAGCAGGUGGAUAUCAGCUCCGGAACCAGAAAUUCGAUAUUGUUAUUAUUGACGAGGCCAGUCAGGCACUGGAAGCACAAUGUUGGGUGCCGUUGUUGUCGGCGUCUAAGGCAAUCCUUGCCGGUGACCAUCUCCAGUUGCCUCCGACGAUCAAGUCUAUUAGUGCAGUAAGCCAACAAAAAAGCGUGAAAAAUCACAAAGACAAGGAAGGUUCCAACAGUUUAACCACACGCCUUGAUACGACGUUAUUUGACCGCCUUCUGGCUCUUCAUGGCUCUACCAUCAAGCGAAUGCUGACCACCCAAUACCGCAUGCAUGAAAAGAUCAUGAAGUUUCCUUCUCAGGAACUCUAUGAGUCGAAUCUGAUAGCUGCAGAACAUGUCAAAACUCGUCUACUCACAGACUUGUCUUAUACUGUCCAGGACACGGACGACACUCGCGAACCACUUAUCUUCUAUGACACCCAGGGGGGAGAGUUCCCUGAACGCACAGAAGACGCCGAGUUGCUAUUAGCGGACAGCAAAAGCAAUGAUCUUGAGGCGGCCAUCGUAGCACAGCAUGUUGAGAGGCUCAUCACGGCAGGCCUGGCGGAAGAAGAUGUGGCCGUCAUCACACCGUACAAUGCGCAGGUUGCACUCCUGUCACAGCUCCUGAAGGAAAAGUACCCCAAGCUGGAGAUCGGAAGCGUGGACGGCUUUCAGGGUCGCGAGAAAGAAGCGAUCGUGGUGAGCCUGGUGCGAAGCAACGCCGAGCGCGAGGUCGGGUUCCUGAGCGAGAAAAGGAGAUUAAAUGGUUUGGUACCCCCGCGCAUGUCUCGCCGUGCUCUUCGGCUUCGAAUUGGCGACUUCUCUUCUCUUCUGCGACAUGCUGAAAUUUGGCCUGCUAUAAUUAGUUGCGAUGACACGUCCGCGAAGACACUUAUGCGUGUGCGGGGAUUCUGA